Mytilinidion resinicola is the source of this 468-nucleotide messenger RNA. RefSeq lists its product as uncharacterized. NCBI's taxonomy places the organism in Eukaryota, Fungi, Ascomycota, Dothideomycetes, Mytilinidiales, Mytilinidiaceae. Gene Ontology annotation, cellular component: Vma12-Vma22 assembly complex; extrinsic component of endoplasmic reticulum membrane. The coding region runs from base 1 to 468 and encodes 155 amino acids. The record is from RefSeq and is a predicted model, not a curated record. The transcript has 2 exons. Gene Ontology annotation, biological process: vacuolar proton-transporting V-type ATPase complex assembly.
AUGUCCCUCGCACAAGCAAAUUACCACAACCGCACUCGGUUCGGACAGGAUUACUACGACGAGCGCAUGCAGGCGUCCAGACAUGUGUCUCUGCAAAUGAAAGACGACGUUCCGAGCUUCACAGUAUCUAAAUCUGAGCCACAAGAGACCCUCUCGAAAGACGAAUCCGAAAAACCAGGUGCGCCUGAGCAGCCCUCGAAGAACGAACCCCAAGCCGAUCGACCAGAGCCGUCCGAGAAGACCUCGGACGUCCGUUCGUCAGACGAGAACCCCACCAGCACCAAGUCUGUAGAUCCCAUCCGCUGGUUCGGCAUCCUCGUUCCGCCCGCCCUCCGUUCCGCUCAGUCGAGCUUCGUUUCAGCUAUUGAGGGACCUAUACCGCGUCUCGCGACGCUUUCGAAAGAGCUGAGGAACUUACAGAUUGAGAUCGGGAGGGCGAGGAAGAGGCUACGGAAGAUCGAGGGGUAG